Molecule: messenger RNA, 763 nt
Organism: Clupea harengus (Atlantic herring)
Lineage: Eukaryota; Metazoa; Chordata; Actinopteri; Clupeiformes; Clupeidae
Product: histone H2A
Cellular component (GO): nucleosome
Molecular function (GO): protein heterodimerization activity; DNA binding; structural constituent of chromatin
Source: RefSeq, a predicted model, not a curated record
CACAUCAGCCAAAGGGAAUCGAGAUGGCGUGCUGUAUAACAACACUCCCCUUCUGUUAGCGGGUUUAGACGCUUUCUUCGGACUUGAGUUAAAGUAGUGACAUAAAAACGUGAAACACUGAAAAUGAGUGGUAGAGGCAAAACCGGUGGAAAGGCCAGAGCCAAGGCUAAAACUCGUUCGUCCAGGGCUGGUCUCCAGUUCCCUGUCGGCCGUGUGCACAGGCUGCUGCGCAAGGGCAACUAUGCCGAGCGUGUUGGUGCUGGGGCUCCAGUUUAUCUGGCUGCUGUGCUCGAGUACUUGACUGCUGAGAUCCUCGAGUUGGCUGGUAACGCUGCCCGUGACAAUAAGAAGACUCGCAUCAUUCCCCGUCAUCUGCAGCUGGCUGUGCGUAACGACGAGGAGUUGAACAAACUGCUCGGCGCAGUGACAAUCGCACAGGGUGGUGUGCUGCCUAACAUCCAGGCCGUGCUGUUGCCCAAGAAGACCGAGAAGUCAAAAUAAAUCUGACUUUCCAAAUGUAUUCACGCUAGGCUCGUUUAAGAGCCGCCUUAAAAGCCUGUUAAAAGCUUAUAUGCAGCCUUCGAGAUCAUUCCAAAGUCAAAACAUGUGUGCCUUGUCCCAUCCAAAACUAGCUGUACGAAUAAAUGAAUAUCGAUUUAAUCCUCUGUACUGUGUUCGAUUAAAACGUGACUCAUUAUUGUUCAAAUGUUUCAGGCAAAUUGAUAUUGAAUCAAUUAAACUGAAAUACAGGCUUUCCCUAACU